CAAAUAGAAGCUAAAUUAAGAUAGUUUAGGAGUAGAAGUGGUUUAAAGCACAUUUGCAUCUAUAGGAGUCAAACAAAUUGUAAAGUAGUUUAAAAAAUGCUCAAAAAGUUAAAAUAAUCUCACAUAUGUUGUUGUUUUUUGAUCAAAGCUUGCAGAAAAUCGUGAAAAAACCUGAUUAAACCAGGUAGAUUAGUUUGAUGCUGGAUUAUAGGUUUGACCUCUGCACGUGCAGUGACCUCAGACAGCAUGCUUUGAUUUAGAGGUUUUUGGCUUAUAAAUUACUCACUUCCUGUGGCAACAGCACAUUAAAAAAAAAAAAAAUAGAAAUAACCCGGGGCACAAUAACUGACACAUCCCCGUUUUGGCGGCUGUGUCUCGCGCGAAUCCUGCCACCUGUUUUGGGAUCUGAUUUGGAUCCGUCCAAUGGGAGCAGCCGGCAGGUUUGAAGGCGGGGAAAGAGGCAGAGAAGUUGGAGGAGAGAGUGAGACGCGGAUUUGGAGAGACACACGCGCACAUUCAGCGCUAGUUGAUGUAGUCAUGUCUAUUUUUUAGUUUUAUUUUUACAGACUUUUUUUUCUUACCCCUCCUCCCUGCUGUUUGUUGAGACCGCGCGCGCGCGCGCACCGGAAGGCUCAUCAUUUUGGUUUGAUUUGUGAAUCUGCCGUUAAUGCCGCUGCACAUUUUCUGGAGCGCGCAGCCACAGGUUGGCUGAUCUAAUCCAGCCACCAUGGAUUACGCUUCCUCCCCGUCUGGUGCCGAUCGCCCCUGACCGGAUCGAACCCCCCAUCGACCCGAACUACGAUGAUUGAGGGAGACACGGACUGAUCGGUGGGAGUGUGAGCGGCGUCUGUGGACAGCGACGCGCCAAUUCGAGGAGGAGGAGGAGGACCUGUGGAGGACCUAAAAGGAGGCGAGGCGAGAAGAUAAUGGGAUGGAUGUGGAGACAUGAGAAAGAAAAAGUGUGGAGGUCUGUUUCCAACCAGCCCGUGACUGAAGACUAUUAACCUGGGGACAGAACCAGAGAGAGAAGGUCGGAGACAGGUGCUGACCAUGGAGCCUCCCCCAUCUCUGAGCUUGGCUCUGCUGGGAGGCAGUGAGGAUGAGGAUCAGCGCUUCCUUCUUCCCCUAGGAGGCAUAUCCCAUCCCUCCACCGCCGGCAACCAGCCAGGAUCAAACCACUCCAACCACAUGGGAGGUUCCAGCCUCGACCGCCUAAAUGGCAGCACCCCAACGCCGUCCCCCGCCACGCCCAGCUUGCCUCCAGCGUCCCUCCCCAAGCUGCCCCUAUCCUCCUCUGGAACCCAUCCUCCCACGCCCAUCCCCAACGCCCUGCACCCCACCAGCACCCCGCUGUCCUCCUGCCUGGGCUCGCAGCACAGCCUGAGUGGGGAGAACUCCCCAGUUUACAACGCCCUGUUUUACUCCUCCCACUCGCCCUCCAUGGAGCGGGAGAAGGACAGAGAGCGUGACAGAGACAGAGACAGGGGGAGCAAACACAGACAGGCCAGCCCUCUGGUUCACCGCAGAGACAGUAACCCCUUCACAGAGAUCGCCAUGAGCUCCUGUAAGUACACGGGCGGGGUCAUGAAGCCCCUGAGCCGCCUGAGUGCCUCCCGCAGAAAUCUUAUCGAAUCGGAAAGCAGCAGCGAAACCAAAGAGGGCGCCGUUUCAGCCGUGGCUGGGUUGUCUGCCGCCGGAGGACACGACAGACAGAGAGACGCACCUUCUGCCUGCUCAGUGACCCAGUCCUCGACCAACCAACCCCUAAUUCAAAGCCCCCCAGAAAUUGUAAUUUCAUCCAAAGAAGACUCGACAUACCCCAGAGGAGGGUAUGACAUCACUGACUCCUCAUCCAACCAAAUGUCCAUCUAUCACCAGAACCACGCUCUGGUGGAAAGCAGGCGGGGGCAGCCUGGACGGGGCAGCAGGCAGGCAGGGGUUGGGGCGGCGAGCACCGGAGCCCGGGGGAGCACAUCCAAGGCUCCCAAACGAAAGAACCAAAACAUUGGCUACAAGCUGGGACAUCGCAGGGCGCUGUUCGAGAAGAGGAAGAGGCUGAGCGACUACGCUCUCAUCUUUGGGAUGUUUGGGAUCGUCGUCAUGGUGAUUGAGACAGAGCUGUCCUGGGGCGUGUACAGUAAGAGCUCCAUGUAUUCUCUGGCCCUCAAGUGUUUGAUCAGCCUCUCCACAGUCAUCUUACUGGGACUCAUCAUAGCCUACCACGCGCGAGAGGUUCAGCUUUUCGUCAUCGACAACGGCGCGGACGACUGGCGAAUCGCCAUGACGAUGGAGAGGGUUCUGCUGAUUGCUCUGGAGCUGCUGGUGUCCGCGGUGCAUCCGGUGCCGGGGGACUUUAAGUUUCAGUGGCGGGCACGGCUGGCCUUCUCGUACGCGCCUUCGCAGGCCGAGGCGGACCUGGACAUGGUGCUGAGUGUGCCCAUGUUCCUGCGCCUUUACCUCAUUGCCAGGGUCAUGCUUCUGCACAGCAAACUCUUCACCGACGCCUCCUCUCGGAGUAUAGGUGCCCUAAAUAAGGUCCAUUUUAACACGCGGUUUGUAAUGAAAACCCUCAUGACCAUUUGCCCCGGAACGGUGCUGCUGGUAUUCAGCAUCUCUCUUUGGAUUAUUGCUGCCUGGACCGUACGUGUGUGUGAGAGGUAUCACGAUGCACAGGAUGUGACCAGCAACUUCCUGGGAGCCAUGUGGCUUAUCUCAAUCACUUUUCUAUCUAUUGGAUAUGGAGACAUGGUUCCACAUACCUACUGUGGCAAAGGAGUGUGUUUGCUAACAGGCAUCAUGGGUGCCGGCUGUACAGCUCUGGUGGUUGCCGUGGUAGCCAGGAAGCUGGAGCUGACCAAAGCUGAGAAGCAUGUGCACAACUUCAUGAUGGACACGCAGCUCACCAAGAGGAUAAAGAACGCAGCAGCAAAUGUGCUGAGGGAAACCUGGCUCAUCUACAAGCACACCAAGCUGAUGAAGAAGAUCGACCACUCCAGGGUCCGCAAACACCAGCGGAAGUUCCUGCAGGCUAUUCAUCAAUUACGCAGUGUGAAAAUGGAGCAGAGGAAGCUCAGCGAUCAGGCCAACACACUAGUGGACCUCUCGAAGAUGCAGAGUGUCAUGUAUGAGCUCAUGUCGGAGCUCAAUGACCGCAGCGAGGACUUGGAGCGACAGAUGCUGUCCCUGGAGCAGCGGGUGGAGCAGCUCACUGCAGGAUUUAACGCCCUUCCUGCACACCUCUCUGCAACCCUCAGUGCCCAGCAUGCCGCCCUGGUUCAGCUGCUCCGAGAGAGGGAUGCGAGGGAUGGUAGGGGGGGAGGUGCAGUGGUCCCGCUGUCCCCAUCCUCAACCACUGCACCAGCUACAGCCUCUUCAGUCCAGGUUGCAGCUCCCGCACCACCCCUUGCACAGGUCUCUGCUUUAUCCCUAGAGUCCCCCUUGUCACCACCGCCACCCUUAAGCCCAGACGGGAGCCUGGAGGCCAGUCCCAAACCCAACACCUGCACCUCUAGCUGCUGAGGACAGCUCUGAGAAGCAGUGAAGGACAAACAUGGGAGCAGAAGACGACGGAGAACAGAAAGUCUGUUCCCAUUUACUAACAUCAGACUACAGGAGAGAAAUGAGGGAGGACAAAAGAAAUUUUUGGAGAUCCUCUGAAAUCAUCGCUCCACGAAGAUGAGACAAAGAUAAACUAAUGGGAUUAAGAUGGAGGGCCAGUCAGAGCAAUGAGAUAUGUUCGGGACUUUGGGGGUGCUUUCUUAAUGAAGGAAGGAGAAGAUAAAUGGAGACUCUAAAAGGUGUGAGGGGGAGGUAAGAUGACAAGAGGGUGAGAAAUGAGAGGAGGGGGGAAGGAGUUUCUAAGAAUAAUUACACAAACUCCUAAAUGGAAUCCUCUCAAAUUGUUCCAAAAGGCCUUUUAUUCUCUGGAUCUCUUUCUCCUCUUUUUUUUCUUCUCAUUUUUGGAAUCUUUCGCUCCCUUCAUCAGGAAUUAAUGUCCAUGACUUUUUAUCCUUAUGAUGUAUUUUCUAUCUGAAUGCUAAUUGUGUGUUAACAAGCAUCCCUUUAACAGAAGGUUUGAUCAAUAUGGCCGUGGUAUUUAAAAAAAAAAAAAAAGUCUAGCAGCAUGCACUACACACACAUGCAACACAAGUUACCAACAUAAUCAUACAAUCUUUCAUAAUGCAGGCCCUACUACACACAAUAAUAAAUUGAAUGCACUAGCCUACAUGAUAACCCUAAAGCCUAUACUGCCAAACAUUUGAUGCACUGUCUAUCUCCAUAUUGAAGCACUGCCAAACAAUAUAGACACACUGUAAUGAGAAAUGCUCAUCUCGACUAUUCAUCUUGUGCAUGUGGAAGCUCAUGCCACACGUUUAGGCUGCGACGCACAGUUGUGACAUUUUAAAACUCAGGCUAGAGAAUUGUAAGCGAUCACUGAGCUCCACAAAUUACAAAUGAAGCUGAGAUAAGCAGGGCAUGAGUCACCUUAGUGUUUAUAAUAUGACAACAGCAGGAAUCCAUUUCUAUAUCUUAAAGUCCCACUCCAAUCAUUUUUUAACUAUUUUGAAAGCGUUCCCAGUGGUUUUUAAUUAUGAUUAUGCUGUUUUUAGUCAAAAUUUUAGAAAACUGUCAUUUUCUAGGACAUAGUUUUUGCAGAGCGGCAAGAGUUCAUUAGAAAUUUACCUCUGAGUUGUGAGCAGAAUUGUUGGAGGGGAAUAAGCCCUCCCCUAUUUCCCAUCAUCCAUCUCUUUAGGUGCUCUCCCACUAGCUUACCAUUCCUAACAACCCCAACAUAACAUUACCAGUGCAACAAGAUUCCAGCUCGGUGGAGGAAAACGAAGAUGUACAUGGACUUAUUUGUCUACAAGCGGAUGCAUCGGAAUGGAGUGAAACAGGGAGCUUAUGGCCUGCCGACUGUUGCUUCUACAUCAAUGCUACAACUUUUUCCAACAGGAUUUUUUAUCUGCUCCUGAUUUACAACAAUUUGAAUAAAUACAUGUUUAAAAAUGCAAUUUUAGGCUUAUGUCCUCCAUCAUGAGAAAAAUACCACAAGAACAUGCUAAAAACACCAAAAUCUUAAGUUUUAUUGGAGUGGGUCUUUAAAAAGCAGAUUGGAUUUAAGUAAUAAUUUUGUGAAAGUUUAGCUUUUUUCACUUGAGAUGAGGCUGCGAUACUGUUCUCUGCUGACAAAAAAUGACUUUUAAUGUAUGUAUGAAAUGCUUUUGUUUUUUGCUGUUAAUUUUUGAGAACAAAUGCAAACUUUGGUUUAAAUCGCAUUUUGAAUUAAUUUCAAAGAUGACAAAAAUGACAUACAUUGGAUCCAAAAGUCAGCUUUUUUGCACAUACAUAAAACUCCACAUUUAGCAAAAGUUUAUUACAUUAUUUAGUUAACAAAUAUUAAAUAUAACAAUAAAAAAUUUAUUUAACAAUACAAAAUGUCUUUACUUGCCUAAAAGAUUAAUUAACUGUGAUAAGUGAUCUAUUAUUUUUGUAUUUAAAGACAUAUCUUCCCCUGACAUUCAAAACUUCCUUUGGUGUUUCACCACAGAUUAUCUUUAUCCAAGCAUGGAUCUUUCCAUUAAAAUCACUUUACUGCCAAUUCAUGUUAGGAUUGCAGUCCCAAAACAGCUCCAUGUUAUCAUGAAUGUAUUUUAUGUAAAGAGAAAUACACCCUUACUGGUGGGAUCACCAACUGCCACAGACACAUACAGAUACACACACAUUCACUUAACUCUACAACCAAAGUGCUCUCUCUUAAAUGGACUUCAAUAGGAAGCAGGGAACACUGCUGUCACAGGGGAGAAAAGAUGGCAGGAGAAGGCGUUGCAGAUAUUUUUGACAAUAUAUCUGAGGGAAUAACUGUGAAAAAAAUAUAGGCCUAUAUGCAGGGCUGCACUUGUUAAAGUGCAGUGCCUUGCUGUAGAAGGAGGUGGAAUGUGGAUACAAAAUAAGGGAACACAAAUAAACCUUACAAAGGAUCAAUGGCCAUGAAGGAACAGCUGUUCAUGACAUAAAAAUAUAUCUGACAGGAAUUUUAAUAGCUCGAGAAAAAGAGACAAGCCUACUUUUUGCUUUGAAAACAAUACCGAAAACUAUGUUAUAGCGACAUGCUGUGGCCGGAAUACUGAAUUACAUGCGCUUGGAAAAUUGUACAGUAUGCUCUUAACGAAACCUAGCUUUGUAAUGCUUAGUCUUUUUUACCAUUAUGAUUAAACGCAGUUACAGCUGAUAUCUUACAUUAUUAAACUAUAGUAUUCUUCUCAUUCGUCAUGACAAUUAUGAUAUAUGUAUUAUUAAUAAGUAAAUUUAUGAAUACGGAAAGUGCCGUUUAAGGUUGAAAUUAUUUUGUAAUUUUAUUUUAUCAGAGAGAACUAAUAAAGUAUAUAUCUAUAACAUCAAAGCUUCCAUGAUUUCUGGGUCGCAGUUAUUAAGUCAUUUGUUGGUGUUUAUCGUAUUUCUUUCUGUUUAUUCGUUAGCCAUUUUUAAAAAGUACAAAAUGGCUCGAGCGCUAAACGCUUACCGGGGUUACCGUGGAAUUUUCCAGCUACGUCAUUUGUGAUGGGAUUUUCGAGGCACGCGCUUCUCGCAGAAAUGUUUGCUAGCUAGCUAGAAUUUACUUCCGCAAAACGGCGUAUUUGAAAAAAAAAAUCAAAAAUACAUUUGAAGAAGUUCUACUACCUUUAAAUUUAAAUAUUAACAAUUUUAUUAUAAUUUAAUUAUGUUUUCUAUUAUAUACUGAAGAAAUACUAUAGUUUUCAGAUUUGAUGAAAAGUUGUUAUAUAUAUCAAAGGUAUAGCUUUAAACUGUAGCUGACAGUGAAAAUAAAACAAUGAUGUAUAUGCCAGUUGGUCCUAAGCUUGAGAUCAUCUGGAUUUUAUGGCAAAAGCUUUAUAGGACCUAUGCAGGGCUUACAAUGAUUUACUUUUGACAUAAAAACAAAAGUAGAUUUAAUAUAAAGCACAUGUUAUUUAUUAAUAGGGUACUUGUGGCUGUAGAAACAGCUCAAAGUUAACUCAAUAUGGAGCAUUCACUGAUUCAGCAGGAGAGCUCGGUUCUACGUGUUUUUUUCUUCUUCAGUAAUUUGAUUCAAAAGGUACAGAGGUUUUGUGGGAUUUUUUUUUUCUUUCAAUUUCAUAUGACCUUUUGAUGGAGAAGUUUAAAAUCAAAUCUGCCAAAGAGCAAACAUGGUGGGCUGCAUUUGUUAUGUUUUUUCCUCAUCUUUUGUCAAAGCAGUUCUCAUUUUUUUGGAUCUAUAAUUCAAUGCCAAGCAGUAUGUCCUAAGUUUAGUGAAACUGCAACAUCUUAAAAAUAAAACAAACUUAUAGGA
Oryzias melastigma (Indian medaka) is the source of this 7327-nucleotide messenger RNA. It is a transcript of the gene kcnn3, whose product is annotated as potassium intermediate/small conductance calcium-activated channel, subfamily N, member 3. The coding region runs from base 1051 to 3519 and encodes 822 amino acids. NCBI's taxonomy places the organism in Eukaryota, Metazoa, Chordata, Actinopteri, Beloniformes, Adrianichthyidae. The transcript is spliced from 10 exons. Gene Ontology annotation, molecular function: small conductance calcium-activated potassium channel activity; calmodulin binding. The record is from RefSeq and is a predicted model, not a curated record. Gene Ontology annotation, cellular component: neuronal cell body; neuron projection; plasma membrane. Gene Ontology annotation, biological process: potassium ion transmembrane transport.